AUGGAGUCAACCAAGACCCAGAACACUUCUGCGCCGCAGCCAACUCAACAGCAACCCCAGUUUCAGCAACAGACAGUCUCUCAGCCCAACGGAGGACUUAACGGCUAUGCCACUCCAACACCACAGGCCUUCGAGGAAUUACGGGAACGCGUUGCGAGAUUGGAGGAACUUGUGUCUCCACGGUCUGUUUCGUCUGCCUCACGGAAUGCGGCAACAAACCCCUCGCCAAGAGAUGCAACCCAUGUAUCAAACGUCGCGUAUCCUAGCCAGAUAGGAAGUGUCGUUGUGAAAGGAUCAAGCUCUAGAUAUCACGGACAGAACGACAGAGUAACGCUUCUCAACCAGUUCACCGAGGCUAAAGAAUCUAUCAAUGAGAUCUCAAGGGACCCACAAAUUACCGGCCUUGCCAAACAGGUGCAGUUCCUUCAGGGGAAAUCAAAAUCAAAAAUCGCUUCUCCCGACACAGAAAAUACCGACUUCUCGCUGGCUCUCUUGAAGCUCAGAGAAUUCUUGCCUUCGAAAUCGACAUGCGAUCGACUAUUGAAUGUAUACUGGCGCCACUUCGAACAGACAAUGCGAAUUCUUCAUAUACCUACCUUCAUGCAACGGUAUAGCCAGAUCUGGAUGAACACCGACCCAGAAAUUUGCACCACUUCUAGUACAAUACCGCAGGUAACUGUCGUGCUGAUCAUGGCCCACGCAGUAGAUCGUCUUGCGCCUCCCGAUGACGGAAGUGAUCACACGUCAGCUUACCUUAAAGGCGCCGCUGGUGACCUGAUACAAGCAUGGCUCGACGAGUUAGGUCGAAAGAGACGGAAUGAAUUCGCCACAAUACAAGUCGAAGCACUACUGCUUCUAGCUAGGAGUCUUCGAAAUAUGCCCCCAGAAAAGAUCUGGAGUGCCACGGGAACUCUUGUCAGGAAUGCGAUGGUUAUGGGUCUUCAUAUGGAUCCUUCCAAGGUGGCCAAGAUUACUCCUUUUUACGCGGAAAUGAGGCGGAGACUGUGGGCGACGAUAAUGGAGAUGGACAUACAAGCCUCCAUGAAUGCUGGGAUGCCCAUAUUAUCCCUCGAAGCGGAUUUCUCGCCGCUAGUGCCGUCCAAUCUAGAUGAUGCCGACUUUGAUGAGAACUGCACACGGUUGCCUCCUGCGAAGCCUCUGUCGACCAUGACUGAUAGUCUCGCCCAGGUGUAUCUUGCAUCUUCUCUAUCACAGCGAAUCAGAGCCCUGUCCCUUCUCCAAAAGGUCUCCAGCGAGGUCGACGUUGUGGAAGUCAUGAGAGAGGCGAAGAAAUUAGAAGACUGGCUAUCACGAAAACCGGCACCGCUACGGUUGGACAAUGACGACAGGAAGCCGAAUGACGCAGGUUCUCUAGUGCAUCGCAUACUUACGGACCUCUAUGUGCGGCGACCCCUGUUAUGCCUCUACCGACCACUUCUCUUAGGCGAACGACAAGACAAUCCCUUUUCAUCAGAGAUCUCAAGGCUUUGUCUAGAGUCUUCUCUUGUCAUUUUAUCAUAUCAAGACUACUACGAUGCGCGAAACCUCGAGGAUGAUCCAAGGAUGCCUUCAUCCUACAGGAACUUCUUCUAUGUUGCGUGCAAGAACGACGUGUUAUGGGCCGCGCUGAGCAUAUGCCAACACGUUGAAGCACUGAAUCGGCAAACAAAUAUGGACCCCACGGAUCAAAUCAGCGAGCAACACAAGUCUACGCUGAUUAACGCCAUCCAGAAUACUAUUGACCGAUUCACCACUAGGAUCGGACAGCGAGACAGCGAUCUCAAGGAUGUGAUGUUUCUUUCCGUUGCGCUCGAAUCAGUCAGGUCUUCGCGACUUGUACAAGGCAAAAGCCAGGUCAUGUACGAAAUGGCAAAGAGGACACUGUCAGCCUGUCGCGAAAAUUUGAUGGAUUCGGUUGUAAUGGGGAACAAGGCACAUUCGGUUCCUGACUCGACUUCGAAACGUCCAAAAUCAGUGCAGAAAGUGCCAACAAGAACGCCCACCACCCCGCUUAUGAGAUCCCCUCCAGCCACGGAUCCUCUUCCCAACCUUAGCCCACCUCUGGAGCUAGACAGCUUCCUCAGCGCUACAUCUGACCUCGGUGUCGAAUUCAGUAAUUUCCAUGGCGAAGCAUUUGGAUUUGGUACGGACCCCGACUUCACCAUCGAUGCCAACUGGAAUUGGGACAACAUGUGGCAAUAGGUACCUGGAAUGUAGCCCUUGACGUUGAAAUUCAUCACUUGUUUCUCUUUGUACAAACGAGCCGCAUAUUUGGGUGGUUGAUCCAAACCUGCGGAUUGCGUUGCCAAUCCUCCAUAGCCUCUGACUUGGUCAUCUCUAGAUCGUAUGAGUCGACGAGGUGCAGAAGCAUCGUACGAAUAAGAACAUCCGCUACGAACUGACCAAGGCAAACCCGAGGUCCAAAGCCAAAUCUCCAGUAAUGGUAUCGCGCAUUCGUUCUCUCCUGCGCCAAGAACCUGUCGGGGAUGUAUUUGGCACGAUCCUCGCCCCAGAAUGGGUUUCGG
Molecule: messenger RNA, 2525 nt
Organism: Paraphaeosphaeria sporulosa
Lineage: Eukaryota; Fungi; Ascomycota; Dothideomycetes; Pleosporales; Didymosphaeriaceae
Exons: 4
Coding region: 1-2202 (733 amino acids)
Biological process (GO): regulation of transcription by RNA polymerase II; DNA-templated transcription
Cellular component (GO): nucleus
Molecular function (GO): DNA-binding transcription activator activity, RNA polymerase II-specific; RNA polymerase II cis-regulatory region sequence-specific DNA binding; zinc ion binding
Source: RefSeq, a predicted model, not a curated record